This is a messenger RNA of Pongo pygmaeus (Bornean orangutan), 8574 nucleotides long. It is a transcript of the gene PAX6, whose product is annotated as paired box 6. The record is from RefSeq and is a predicted model, not a curated record. Lineage: Eukaryota; Metazoa; Chordata; Mammalia; Primates; Hominidae. The coding region runs from base 892 to 2160 and encodes 422 amino acids. The transcript is spliced from 12 exons. Gene Ontology annotation, biological process: anatomical structure development; regulation of transcription by RNA polymerase II. Gene Ontology annotation, molecular function: RNA polymerase II cis-regulatory region sequence-specific DNA binding; DNA-binding transcription factor activity, RNA polymerase II-specific.
UUCUACUUCCAGCGAAAGCCCGCGUCGGAGGGUGACCGCCGGCGAGCGGGAGCGGCGCAGGGCUCGGGGCGGGCGGCCAGCUCAGCCCCAGCGCCAGCGCCAGCGCCAGCGCGGGCUGAGCUCGCGGGAAGAAGGGAGACUCCAGGCGCGACAGCAGCAGCGGCUCCUAGCCCCAGCUUCGCCCAAUGCUCCCGACCCGCGGGAAAAGACGAAGAGGCUCUGUGGUGCCCAAGGCCCUGGAACGGCCUCAGAGAGCAACCGCUGCCGGCUGCUUUGUCCAGCCGGAGGCCCAGCGAGCGCGCAGAGAGCGGGCGCUCCAAGGAAUCGCAGAGGGAGCGCCGAGGGAACCAGCUCGCCGCAUCUCCGCUCGCCCGCCGGCCCUCGGGCUUUGUGCCGCACUGGGCUCCGGCGCAGAAGAGUCAGCCGGCACUCGAGCGCCGAGGGGGCAUCGCGCCCGCCACCAGCCCGAGUGGAGUCAGUCGGCAAGGCAGCCGCACGCUGGAGGUAGAGGGAAGAGCGAGCUAGCGCGAGCCGGGAAGGAAGCCACCAGGCCAAGGCGGUGGAACGCGCGCUCCGAGGGGGUUCAGAGCCGAGCGGGAGGACUGUCAGAUUCCAUCCAGCCCCCGGGCUCUUGCCCCCAACUCCACUGGAGCGCUGAGCUCGGAACUUGAAAACUCUCUGCUCCCCAGGCUUCCCCCGACUCUCAUCUCCCUCGCCCUGCGGAGGCUGGGGCUCUUCCCUGUCCUCCGGCCCUCUGCUCUUGGGGGAAGACUUUAACUAGGGGCGUGCAGAUGUGUGAGGCCUUUUAUUGUGAGAGUGGACAGACAUCCGAGAUUUCAGAGCCCCAUAUUCGAGCCCCGUGGAAUCCCGCGGCCCCCAGCCAGAGCCAGCAUGCAGAACAGUCACAGCGGAGUGAAUCAGCUCGGUGGUGUCUUUGUCAACGGGCGGCCACUGCCGGACUCCACCCGGCAGAAGAUUGUAGAGCUAGCUCACAGCGGGGCCCGGCCGUGCGACAUUUCCCGAAUUCUGCAGGUGUCCAACGGAUGUGUGAGUAAAAUUCUGGGCAGGUAUUACGAGACUGGCUCCAUCAGACCCAGGGCAAUCGGUGGUAGUAAACCGAGAGUAGCGACUCCAGAAGUUGUAAGCAAAAUAGCCCAGUAUAAGCGGGAGUGCCCGUCCAUCUUUGCUUGGGAAAUCCGAGACAGAUUACUGUCCGAGGGGGUCUGUACCAACGAUAACAUACCAAGUGUGUCAUCAAUAAACAGAGUUCUUCGCAACCUGGCUAGCGAAAAGCAACAGAUGGGCGCAGACGGCAUGUAUGAUAAACUAAGGAUGUUGAACGGGCAGACCGGAAGCUGGGGCACCCGCCCUGGUUGGUAUCCGGGGACUUCGGUGCCAGGGCAACCUACGCAAGAUGGCUGCCAGCAACAGGAAGGAGGGGGAGAGAAUACCAACUCCAUCAGUUCCAAUGGAGAAGAUUCAGAUGAGGCUCAAAUGCGACUUCAGCUGAAGCGGAAGCUGCAAAGAAAUAGAACAUCCUUUACCCAAGAGCAAAUUGAGGCCCUGGAGAAAGAGUUUGAGAGAACCCAUUAUCCAGAUGUGUUUGCCCGAGAAAGACUAGCAGCCAAAAUAGAUCUACCUGAAGCAAGAAUACAGGUAUGGUUUUCUAAUCGAAGGGCCAAAUGGAGAAGAGAAGAAAAACUGAGGAAUCAGAGAAGACAGGCCAGCAACACACCUAGUCAUAUUCCUAUCAGCAGUAGUUUCAGCACCAGUGUCUACCAACCAAUUCCACAACCCACCACACCUGUUUCCUCCUUCACAUCUGGCUCCAUGUUGGGCCGAACAGACACAGCCCUCACAAACACCUACAGCGCUCUGCCGCCUAUGCCCAGCUUCACCAUGGCAAAUAACCUGCCUAUGCAACCCCCAGUCCCCAGCCAGACCUCCUCAUACUCCUGCAUGCUGCCCACCAGCCCUUCGGUGAAUGGGCGGAGUUAUGAUACCUACACCCCCCCACAUAUGCAGACACACAUGAACAGUCAGCCAAUGGGCACCUCGGGCACCACUUCAACAGGACUCAUUUCCCCUGGUGUGUCAGUUCCAGUUCAAGUUCCUGGAAGUGAACCUGAUAUGUCUCAAUACUGGCCAAGAUUACAGUAAAAAAAAAAAAAAAAAAAAAAAAAAAGGAAAGGAAAUAUUGUAUCAAUUCAGUCAGUGACUAUGGGGACACAACAGUUGAGCUUUCAGGAAAGAAAGAAAAAUGGCUGUUAGAGGCGCUUCAGUUCUACAAUUGUGUCCUGUAUUGUACCACUGGGGAAGGAAUGGACUUGAAACAAGGACCUUUGUAUACAGAAGGCACGAUAUCAGUUGGAACAAAUCUUCAUUUUGGUAUCCAAACUUUUAUUCAUUUUGGUGUAUUAUUUGUAAAUGGGCAUUUGUAUGUUAUAAUGAAAAAAAGAACAAUGUAGACUGGAUGGAUGUUUGAUCUGUGUUGGUCAUGAAGUUGUUUUUUUUUUUUUUUAAAAAAGAAAACCAUGAUCAACAAGCUUUGCCAUGAAUUUAAGAGUUUUAUCAAGAUAUAUCGAAUACUUCUACCCAUCUGUUCAUAGUUUAUGGACUGAUGUUCCAAGUUUGUAUCAUUCCUUUGCAUAUAAUUAAACCUGGAACAACAUGCACUAGAUUUAUGUCAGAAAUAUCUGUUGGUUUUCCAAAGGUUGUUAACAGAUGAAGUUUAUGUGCAAAAAAGGGUAAGAUAUAAAUUCAAGGAAGAGAAAAAGUUGAUAGCUAAAAGGUAGAGUGUGUCUUCGAUAUAAUCCAAUUUGUUUUAUGUCAAAAUGUAAGUAUUUGUCUUCCCUAGAAAUCCUCAGAAUGAUUUCUAUAAUAAAGUUACUUUCAUUUAUAUUUGACAAGAAUACUCUAUAGAUGUUUUAUACACAUUUUCAUGCAAUCAUACGUUUCUUUUUUGGCCAGCAAAAGUUAAUUGUUCUUAGAUAUAGUUGUAUUACUGUUCACGGUCCAAUCAUUUUGUGCAUCUAGAGUUCAUUCCUAAUCAAUUAAAAGUGCUUGCAAGAGUUUUAAACUUAAGUGUUUUGAAGUUGUUCACAACUACAUAUCAAAAUUAACCAUUGUUGAUUGUAAAAAACCAUGCCAAAGCCUUUGUAUUUCCUUUAUUAUACAGUUUUCUUUUUAACCUUACAGUGUGGUGUUACAAAUUUUAUUUCUGUGUUAGAUCAACAUUCUAAACCAAUGGUUACUUUCAUACACACUCUGUUUUACAUCCUGAUGAUCUUUAAAAAAUAAUCCUUAUAGAUACCAUAAAUCAAAAACGUGUUAGAAAUAAAUUCCACUUACAGCUGGGUGUAGAUCUGUGCACAUUUAUACCCACAACAUAUAUACAAAAUGGUAACAUUUCCCAGCUAGCCAUUUAAUUCAAAAGCUCAAAGUCUAGAAAUAAUUUAAAAAUGCAACAAGCGAUUAGCUAGGAAUUGUUUUUUGAAUUAGGACUGGCAUUUUCAAUCUGGGCAGAUUUCCAUUGUCAGCCUAUUUCAACAAUGAUUUCACUGAAGUAUAUUCAAAAGUAGGUUUCUUAAAGGAGACUUUCUGAAAGCUGUUGCCUUUUUCAAAUAGGCCCUCUCCCUUUUCUGUCUCCCUCCCUUUGCACAAGAGGCAUCAUUUCCCAUUGAACCACUACAGCUGUUCCCAUUUGAAUCUUGCUUUCUGUGUGGUUGUGGAUGGUUGGAGGGUGGAGGGGGGAUGUUGCAUGUCAAGGAAUAAUGAGCACAGACACAUCAACAGACAACAACAAAGCAGACUGUGACUGGCCGGUGGGAAUUAAAGGCCUUCAGUCAUUGGCAGCUUAAGCCAAACAUUCCCAAAUCUAUGAAGCAGGGCCCAUUGUUGUUCAGUUGUUAUUUGCAAUGAAGCACAGAUCUGAUCAUGUUUAAAGUGGAGGCACGCAGGGCAGGAGUGCUUGAGCCCAAGCAAAGGACGGAAAAAAAUAAGCCUUUGUUGGGUAAAAAAGGCCUGUCUGAGACUUUUAUUUGUUCUGUGCAACAUAUAAGUCAAUACAGAUAAGUCUUCCUCUGCAGACUUCAGUAAAAAGCCUGGGGGUUCUGGCAGUCUAGAUUAAAAUGCUUGCACAUGCAGAAACCUCUGGGGACAAAGACACACUUCCACUGAAUUAUACUCUGCUUUAAAAAAAUCCCCAAAAGCAAAUGAUCAGAAAUGUAGAAAUUAAUGGAAGGAUUUAAACAUGAACUUCUUGUUCAAUAUCUACUGUUUUUUAGUUAAGGAAUUACUUGUGAACAGAUAAUUGAGAUUCAUUGCUCUGGCAUGAAAUAUACUAAUAAUUUUAUUCCACCAGAGUUGCUGCACAUUUGGAGACACCUUCUUAAGUUGCAGUUUUUGUAUGUGUGCAUGUAGUUUUGUUCAGUGUCAGCCUGCACUGCACAGCGGCACAUUUCUGCAGGGGAGUGCGCACACAUAUGCACUGUUGGUACAAUUGCCGGUGCAGACAUUUCUACCUCCUGACAUUUUGCAGCCUACAUUCCCUGAGGGCCGUGUGCUGAGGGAACUGUCAGAGAAGGGCUAUGUGGGAGUGCAUGCCACAGCUGCUGGCUGGCUUACUUCUUCCUUCUCGCUGGCUGUAAUUUCCACCACGGUCAGGCAGCCAGUUCCGGCCCACGGUUCUGUUGUGUAGAGAGCAGAGACUUUGGAGACCUGGGUGUGGCACGCCAGGUGCAAGAGGUGGGAAUGGGAGAAAAGGAGUGAUGUGGGAGCAGAGGGUCUGUAUGUGUGCACCUGGGCACGUAUAUGUGUGCUCUGAAGGUCAGGAUUACCACGGCAAAGUGGCACAGUCUGGUAUAGUCUGAAGAAGCGGCUGCUCAGCUGCAGAAGCUCUCUGGUCCAACAGGAUGGGAAUGGCUGCCUUGCCUUCUGCCCACACCCUAGGGACAUGAGCUGUCCUUCCAAACAGAGCUCCAGGCACUCUCUUGGGGACAGCAUGGCAGGCACUGUGUGGUAGCAGUGCCUGGGAGUUGGCCUUUUACUCAUUGUUGAAAUUAUUUUUAUUAUUUAUUUAAUGAUACAUAUAUUUAUAUAUUUAUCAAUGGGGUAUCUGCAGGGAUGUUUUGACACCAUCUUCCAGGAUGGAGAUUAUUUGUGAAGACUUCAGUAGAAUCCCAGGACUAAACGUCUAAAAUUUUUCUCCAAACUUGACUGACUUGGGAAAACCAGGUGAAUAGAAUAAGAGCUGAAUGUUUUAAGUAAUAAAUGUUCAAACUGCUCUAAGUAAAAAAAUGCAUUUUACUGCAAUUAAUUUCUAGAAUAUUUUUUCCCCAAAGCUAUGCCUCCUAACCCUUAAAUGGUAAACAACUGGUUUCUUGCUACAGCUCACUGCCAUUUCUUCUUUUUAUCAUCACUAGGUUUCCUAAGAUUCACUCAUACAGUAUUAUUUGAAGAUUCAGCUUUGUUCUGUGAAUGUCAUGUUAGGACUUUGUCUAUAUUCUUUUGCUUAUUUCUUUUUACUCUGGGCCUCUCAUAUUAGUAAGAUUUUAAAAAGCCUUUUCUUCUCUGUAUGUUUGGCUCACCAAGGCCAAAUAUAUAUUCUUCUCUUUUUCAUUUCUCAAGAAUAAAACUCAUCUGCUUUUUUGUUUUUCUGUGUUUUGGCUUGGUACUGAAUGACUCAACUGCUCAGUUUUAAAGUUCAAAGUGUAAGUACUUAGGGUUAGUACUGCUUAUUUCAAUAAUGUUGGUGGUGACUAUCUUUGGAAAGCAGUAGCAUGCUGUCUUAGAAAUGACAUUAAUAAUGGGCUUAAACAAAUGAAUAGGGGGGUCCCCCCACUCUCCUUUUGUAUGCCUAUGUGUGUCUGAUUUGUUAAAAGAUGGACAGGGAAUUGAUUGCAGAGUGUCGUUUCCUUCUAAAGUACUUUUAUUUUGUCUACCGUUAGUAUUUAAAGAUCCUGGAGGUGGACAUAAGGAAUAAAUGGAAGAGAAAAGUAGAUAUUGUAUGGUGGCUACUAAAAGGAAAUUCAAAAAGUCUUAGAACCCGAGCACCUGAGCAAACUGCAGUAGUCAAAAUAUUUAUCGCAUGUUAAAGAAAGGCAAAUCUAGCGUAAGAAAUGAAUACCAUAUAGGGUUUUGAAGUUCAUAUACUAGAAACACUUAAAAGAUAUCAUUUCAGAUACUAUGUUUGGCAUUGUUCUUAAGUAUUUAUAUCUUUGAGUCAAGCUGAUAAUUAAAAAAAAUCUGUUAAUGGAGUGUAUAUUUCAUUAUGUAUCAAAAUGGUGUCUAUACCUAAGGUAGCAUUAUUGAAGAGAGAUAUGUUUAUGUAGUAAGUUAUUAACAUAAUGAGUAACAAAUAAUGUUUCCAGAAGAAAGGAAAACACAUUUUCAGAGUGGGUUUUUAUCAGAGGAAGACAAAAAUACACACCUCUCUCCAGUAGCUUAUUUUUACAAAGCCAGCCCAGUGAAUUAGAAAAACAAAGCACUUGGAUAUGAAUUUUGGAAAGCCCAGGUACUCUUAUUAUUCAAAAUGCACUUUUACUGAGUUUGAAAAGUUUCUUUUAUAUUUAAAAUAAGGGUUCAAAUAUGCAUAUUCAAUUUUUAUGGUAUUUAUCUAUUUGCAAAGCAUAUAUUAACUAGUAAUUGGCUGUUAAUUUUAUAGACAUGGUAGCCAGGGAAGUAAAUCAAUGACCUAUUAAGUAUUUUGACAAGCAAUUUACAUAUCUGAUGACCUCAUAUCUCUUUUUCAGCGAGUCAAAUGCUAUGUAAUUGUUCCACUGUGUGUUGUAUAAAAUGAAUCAACACAGUAAGAAAAAGGUUAGAGUUAUUAAAAUAAUAACCUGACUAAAAUACUCAUUUGAAUUUAUUCAGAAUGUUCAUAAUGCUUUCAGAGGACAUAGCAGAGCUUUUGUGGAGUAUCCGCACAACAUUAUUUAUUAUCUAUGGACUAAAUCAAUUUUUUGAAGUUGCUUUAAAAUUUAAAAGCACCUUUGCUUAAUAUAAAGCCCUUUAAUUUUAACUGACAGAUGAAUUCUGAAACUUUAUUUUGAAAAGAAAAUGGGGAAGAAUCUGUGUCUUUAGAAUUAAAAGAAAUGAAAAAAAAAAACCAGACAUUCUAAAAAAAUAGAAUAAGAAACCUGAUUUUUAGUACUAAUGAAAUAGCGGGUGACAAAAUAGUUGUCUUUUUGAUUUUGAUCACAAAAAAUAAACUGGUAGUGACAGGAUAUGAUGGAGAGAUUUGACAUCCUGGCAAAUCACUGUCAUUGAUUCAAUUAUUCUAAUUCUGAAUAAAAGAUGUAUACAGUAUGUGUUUAUGCUACAGUGGGUUUUUUUAAGUGACUGACAUUCAUCAUAUUGGUUAGACAGUUUUAAAAACCUAGUCUUUGUUUUCUACAAUGUUGUCAAGAACAAAUAAAGUAUAAUUUGUGGUAUAUUAAAAGCAAGCUGCUUAAAAAUGCUAGUUAUAACUGCUUCAAAAUAUUAAAUACAUUUGAAAAUGUAUUUUGGAAAUUCAGUUUCUCCCAAUGGAUGUUAAACACCUUUUAAAAAAUCAAGACUCUUAAAUAUGCAAGUUACUUUUCAACUUUCAUUUUUUAUCUAUUACCUGUGAAAAGCUUUGAGAAUAUAGAAUUAUAAUUAAAACACCUAGUGUUUCAUAUGACAACUGGUUCAAUAUGCUAUACCCCCCCAAAGACAUGUUUACAUGGUUAGAAAUUUACACACUCAACCAAUGUUCAUAAUUAACAAAAGGUUUAUGUGAUGCAAUGUAAAUCUGAGUUAGUUUCAUUUUUUCACUUUGUCUCAGACCUAUGUUCUGCAAAAUCUCUCAACAAGCUUCAGUAUAUGUUUUUCUCCUGGUAUCCUAGCAUUAAUGUAGCUGUCAGUUUGAAUUUCAAUCCUGAAUGAUGCCUGUUGACAUAAUUUCAUAGUACUGACUUCAACUGUUUAGGAUUACUAAACUAAAGACCAUCCACUUCUUUCUUCUAUGUUUCCUAUCACUCAAGUUCUUUAUAUUUAAUAACUACUAUGGUAGACUAAUUAUCUCUAGUGGAGUCUAAAUCCCAAAAUAUUAUUUUGUCUUUAUCAAUUUAAUAACUGGAUACAUAAAUGCAAAUUUAUUUUAUAUAUUAGUAAACACAUUUUCAUUAAAAAAACUUAGCAUUUUUGGUGGCAAGUGACUGUUUCUGUAAUAAAGAGAAAGUAUGUUUUCAUAUACAAUCUUCAAUUUCAUCAUGUUUUGUAUGCUACCUGCUGUGACAUGCACUUUACCAUGACACUAAAAGCCUUAGUACACACACGAAUGACCACUGUCAGGCAUCUUGAGAUUUUGACAUUUUUUGGUGUUUAUUUAAAAACAAAAUUAUUUUCUUCUAUAGCAUGAAGAAAAAAUUUAAAAGUAUUUCUGCUGUGCUAUUUCUGUAAAAAGUUAAAAAAUGAGAAAUGGCAGCUCCAUUUUAUAAUCAUGUGUUUUUCAAGGAGCGGAGGGUCAAAUUGUUAAGAAAAAUAUUUACAUAAGCUAUUAGCAAUCAUAAUUAGAGUGUCACAGAAUUCUGCAUGCAGCGACUAAGGAGG